AUGAUCCCCGUCUCAUGUUACUCCUAUCUUGCUGACAUCUCCCAAGAUCCAACCGAACUCACCAUCCGCUCUGGCAUUUUCUCUGUACUCCAGACUACGGCUUCAGUGAUGGGAGGUAUACUGGCAGGGUUGAUACAUGAUCAGAUAGGAAUCUCGACAGCGAUCGAUAUCGAACUAGCAUUUAUCGCUUUGGGAUUUCUCUAUACGCUAUUUCGGAUUCCGCAAAAUCCAGGGUUGCAGGAGUUGGAACGGAGGAAUCGAGUGACCACCAUCACGUCACAAUCCAGCGUGAAGAAGGUGAAGGGAUUCGUGGGGGAUGUCGUCAUGUUGUACAAGGAUUGUCUACACACCUACAGACGAAAACGCGUCGGUCAUCGCCGAGCCUUCAUGUUCAUCACCGUCAUCGUGCUGAUGCUCACCUAUACCACCCAAGUCGAGACAAGAACCACCGGCAUCGGCUCCGUCAUCAACAAUUACGUAUUCCGACGUACCGAAACAACAGCGUUGGGCUGGAAUACCAAAGAUUUGGGUUAUUGGAACGGGACCGGGUAUUUGAUGCUGAUUUUUGGAACGCUGUUCGGACUGGUGGUCUUUAAAAAGUGGAUGAACUUCCGGGAGACAACUUUGAUACUGAUUGGAAUUGCUUCGUCGACGCUGAGGACGAUUAUAAUUGGAGUCGCCGUAAAUGACUGGAUGAUGUAUGCGGCAAACGGGGUCGGCUGUUUCGCCGGGUUGGUCCAGCCGGCCGUCGUCUCGUUUAUGACUCAGGUCGUCGCCGGCUCAGAAAUUGGUCGCACUUUUGCCCUGUUUGGCAUCGGCGCUGAUGCGGCGUUUAUUUUGACGGCAGCACUUUACACAAAUGUGUAUCGCUGGACGGUUUCCUGGUUGCCCGGCUUCACCUUCCUCCUCAUCGCUGCUCUGCAAAGCUUGGCUUUUCUGGCCAUGUUGUGGGUUCACCUCAAGGCAAAAGCGGAAGGUGUUGGUGCUCCGGAGCAGGGGAUGAGCAUACAACAGACGAUCGCGAGGAUCGGGUCGACUGAGGAGGAGGAUGCGCCCAAGCGUGCAAAAAUUUCAAAGACCAGCACCAGUGGGAUAGCUUUUCCAUUUGCGAAGAAGAAGGUUAAUAAACAGGUCUCAAUCCUGGAACACGCUGAGCAACUGGCUCGUGAGCGUGAACUCCGAAAUCAAUCAGCCCUCUGGAGCAGUCAUGAAGACGUCCGGGGGCAGCCGAGGAGGUACUCUGAACGGUUUUAU
Molecule: messenger RNA, 1254 nt
Organism: Mesorhabditis spiculigera
Lineage: Eukaryota; Metazoa; Nematoda; Chromadorea; Rhabditida; Rhabditidae
Source: the annotation of a GenBank genome assembly